Molecule: messenger RNA, 2678 nt
Organism: Bradysia coprophila
Lineage: Eukaryota; Metazoa; Arthropoda; Insecta; Diptera; Sciaridae
Gene: Mgat4a
Product: alpha-1,3-mannosyl-glycoprotein 4-beta-N-acetylglucosaminyltransferase a
Biological process (GO): protein N-linked glycosylation
Cellular component (GO): endoplasmic reticulum; Golgi stack; endoplasmic reticulum-Golgi intermediate compartment
Molecular function (GO): acetylglucosaminyltransferase activity
Source: RefSeq, a predicted model, not a curated record
GCCUCUAGUUUGUAUUAUUCAAUGACGGUGGACAGACGUAUUCAAUAUACCGCGAUUGUUCUCUGUAUCUCUUAUUAAAAUUCAAUAUUCAUUCACUUUUAUGGUGUACCACAUAUCACAAGACCAGAAAAUAACCAAGACAAUAUUUUUAGCAUUCGUACAUGGUUGAAUAAAUUAGAAAACAAAACUCGAAGCUAAAGUUCUAUAAUAAUCUAUUUUUGAAGUGAAUUUUACUCGAAUAUUUUAUCGAAAGGCCAACAGCAAAGAAAAAUAUUACCACAUCGAAAGAGUGUGUAUUAAAAUAGAGAAAUCUCUUCAUCGAAGUGUCUUGUUGUGUGUUUAUUUGUUUGGGUUUUACUGAAAUAUUAUUUUGAUGAAUUUCUGAAGUGCACAAUCGAGCGAAUAAUAGUGUGUUCAAUGAAUCAUGACCUGGCAUAUUCAUCAAUAGCAUAUUGUGCGUAAAAUUGUUUAAUAAACCGUCGGUGAGACAUUAAAAGAUCUUCAUUUUGGCGGAGAAGAGAAAUUGAAAUUUCAUCGGAAUUGAAUUCAACAAAUUGCUACGCAUGUAACAAAAAAAUUCAAUCAACAAAAUUUUCUAUUGUUGUAUACACAAGAUACAUUUACCCAAAUUAUUUGUUUUGGCGGAAACAAAUUGCCAAAUCAAAUUAUUUGUUUAUCCUGGUGGUCGAGUUGAGAUAUUUUUGGACAAUAUAAUCGUAUCCAAUUAGUGUAAAAUUGUACACAGAGAUGCUUUGGUUGUUUUUGCGACAGUGGGCUGCUUCAAAAGUCUCCAUGUAAUUUAAUGGUGAACGAUUACACUCAUUGCUAAAAAUGGGGCUGACUGUGUCGCCUCUUCGCCGACGUGGCUGUUUUUUAAUUAUAAUAGUCAUAAUUUUGGUGCCGUUUACGAUUCUACUAUUGCUUAUGGGACCAGAUUUAUCAGCCGAACAAACACUAUCCCAACGACUGGCUGAGUAUCAAAUGCGCCUACAAUAUUUAGAAUCGAUGUAUCGUUCCCGUCAAGAAGAUGUAGCAAUUCUCUCUCAAUACCUCGGACUAUCACCAAGCACCGGUGACGGUGCUAACGUAACAAUUAAUGGAUCGUUGUUGGACGCCUUAAGCCCAGAAACCAGAGCAAUAUUACGAAACAUGACAUCGUCACCACGGUUUCCAUCUAGUCUUCGUUUACCUACUGCAUUUCAUUUCCUUCCCCAUCUUCUGGAUGAUCCAAGUUCAUUAAGGCCAGCUUAUUUAUUGUCGCGUGGUAGACAAGGGAUUUCUGUUGUGCUUGGUGUACCAACUGUUAAGCGCGAUAAACAAUCGUAUUUGAUGGGCACACUACAGAAUCUAAUUUCUAAUAUGGAUGAUGAGGAACAAAACGAAACAAUGAUUGUCGUUUUUGUUGGGGAAACGGACCUAGAAUACGUGCAAUUGGUGGCGAAGCAAAUCGAAGUCCGAUUUAGUAUGUAUGUUGAAAAUGGUCUAAUCGAAGUGUUAAGUCCGCCGCAAUCAUACUAUCCAAAUAUGGAUAAAUUACGACAAACACUGAAUGACCCACCCGAACGUGUUAAAUGGCGUUCGAAACAAAAUUUAGAUUUUGCAUUUUUGAUGGCCUAUUCGCAGCCGAAAGCAACAUUUUACGUUCAAUUAGAGGAUGAUAUUUUGGCUAAACGAGGUUUCAUUACAAUCAUGAAAAAAUUUGCUGUAGAAAAAACGGCUCGAAAAGAUGCUUGGUUCGUGUUAGAUUUCUGUCAGCUAGGAUUUAUCGGAAAAAUGUUUAAAUCGGCUGAAUUACCCUGGUUAAUUACAUUUUUCCAAAUGUUCUACAACGAUAAACCAGUUGAUUGGUUGCUGGAGCAUUUGAUUUACACCAAAGUUUGUAAUUGGGAAAAGGAUAUGAAACAUUGCAAACAAGAAAAAUCCAAACUUUGGCUCCACUAUAAACCAUCGCUGUUUCAACACAUAGGCACAACAUCAUCGCUUAAGGGAAAAGUUCAGAAAUUGAAAGACAAACAAUUUGGAAAGAUUCCAGCAUUUUAUCCCCAUAAUAAUCCAGCCGCCACAGUUAAAACUGGUAUAACACCAUAUAAAGGACAUACCAUACAACGAGCAUACUUGGGCGAAUCAUUUUUCUGGGGAUUACUACCACAACCAGGCGAUUUGAUUGAAUUUAUAUUCAACAAGCCGUACAAUUUGAAAAAGUAUUUGUUCCGUAGUGGCAAUACGGAACAUCCAUCUGAUCGGCUAUAUAACACAACCAUUGAAGUGUUACCGGAAUCGUUACCAGAGAAUUCACCCAUCUGGAGCACAUUCAAUUCAACGGCUGAUGGAUUUCUUAUAAUAGGAAGUUUCAAUGCAUUGGGCAUUGCUGAAGGUAGUGUUGAACCACAAAUUGGAUUGAUAAAAGAAAUUCGAUUACAUGUGCACAGCGACAGCGAGAACUGGGCGAUUUUAAGUGAGAUAAUGCUUCAGGAUAAAAUGAACAGAUGACCAAAAAAUUAUUUAAAUUCUUUACGACCAUUUACGGCGGCAUCAGUAGAACGUAGAAUCAAUAAAAUGCCACUGAAACAACUAAUGCCGCAAACGAAAAAACAAACAAUGAAGACUAAUCUCAACAAAACUGUGAUAAUUUUAUAAAAGAAAAAUGAGGUAAAAUAAUAAAACUAAAAUGGUGGAAA